AUGAAAUACCAGGGCGUCAUCAUUAGUCCGGAGCAGCUUAUGAAGCCUGGAGGAGAAUUCAAGAAACUGCUGUGCAAACCACUUUUCACGCAGCAGAUUAUUGGUAUAAUCUUUGAUGAAGUGCAUUGCAUUGCAACCUGGGGGGAGUUUCAUCCUGAAUAUAGAGAAUUAGAGUGUCUCUGGUACAUCCUACCUCGCUACAUCCCUUUCAUGCUCGCAUCUGCAACACUCACUGUAGAUAAUCUCACACAUGUGAAGCGGCUACUCCACAUGUAUUCUGACAAGCUUCUCACCAUCCAAACUUCUGUCGAUCAUGCAAAUAUCAAACUCUGCAUCCAUAAAAUCAUGUACUCACUUUCAUCAUAUCAAGACCUAUUGUUUUUAAUACCUGACGGCUGGAAGGAUGGUGAUCCAGCACCUCCAAAGUUUCUCAUCUUCUUUGACGACAUUCAAGAUUCCAUAGCGGCAGCGAAAACAAUCCAGAGAUGA
Molecule: messenger RNA, 489 nt
Organism: Suillus subalutaceus
Lineage: Eukaryota; Fungi; Basidiomycota; Agaricomycetes; Boletales; Suillaceae
Exons: 1
Coding region: 1-489 (162 amino acids)
Biological process (GO): double-strand break repair via homologous recombination
Cellular component (GO): chromosome; cytoplasm; nucleus
Molecular function (GO): four-way junction helicase activity; 3'-5' DNA helicase activity
Source: RefSeq, a predicted model, not a curated record